This is a messenger RNA of Neolamprologus brichardi, 2165 nucleotides long. Lineage: Eukaryota; Metazoa; Chordata; Actinopteri; Cichliformes; Cichlidae. The record is from RefSeq and is a predicted model, not a curated record.
UCCGCUCUCACACCCGACAUUACAACAACAAGGCAGGCGAGCCGAGCUGGGACGGGGAGUCGACGCUGACUGACUGACUGACUGACUGACUGACUGGAGAGUAAACAGAAAUCCAACAACCUGCUACCAGAAGAAUUCCAACUCAUAAAAGAUCUAGAGAUGAAGCAGAUAUUGUAAAAGGGGACCCACCUGCCCCUUACCUGCAACAUUGACUGUUUUUGGUGUUAUACAAGUACCAGUAUGGAGAGAAUUUGAGGUAGCUUACUCCUCAGGACAGUCCUGAGUUGUGUCAGUGAAGGUUCCUCAGAGCCCACUUUCUAGUAAUAUGAGCCAUGGACUCUGGGGCAGUUGAUAGUCCUGUGACCUUGGUCAUUAAGGCCCCCAACCAGAAGUAUGAAGACCAGACCAUUAACUGUUUCCUUAACUGGACUGUGGAGAAGCUGAAAAGUCACAUCUCCAGUGUGUACCCCAGCAAGCCGCUGUCCAAAGACCAACGGCUGGUGUACUCAGGAAUGCUCCUUCAAGACCACCUGCAGCUCAGAGAUGUGCUUAGAAAGCACGAUGAAUACCACAUGAUGCAUCUCGUAUGUACCUCUCACAGUCCCCCCGGCUCACCUAUGCCUCGGAGUCCCUCCAGCACGACUGCUUCUGAUUCCAGCAGUUCAGAGAGCGCUGGGUCCGUAUCUCCUGCCACCACACCAAAUCAGGAAAGUCAGUCAGCCUCUUCAUCCUCCUCCUCUUCUGAUCCAGCGAGUUUUGAUGGGCUGAGGUACCGCGGCGGCUUCGCCCAGUAUCCUCAGAGCACCGCUGGUAUCCCUCAGUGUUCCAUUCUCUCUCCCUAUUCUCCUUCUUUUUAUCUCCAUUUUCUCAGUCAAGCAGCAGUAGCUGCCUCGCAGCCUCCCAGCACCUCCCCUCCCUCCUCCCCCACCCCCUCACCCCAUCAGCCUGCCCAACCCAAUGCUGUGCAGCCACCACUGGGACCUAACGCGGCCCCCAACGCCUUGCCAGAGAACCAGCCGCCCAACCCCAUCCAGAUGAACGCUCAGGGCGGAGCCGUCCUAAAUGACGACGAGAUGAACCGCGAUUGGCUGGACUGGCUUUACACAUUGUCUCGCGUGGGCGUCCUGCUCAGCAUCGUCUACUUCUACUCUUCUUUUAGCCGCUUCGUCAUGGUGGUCGGAGCCAUGUUGCUCGUCUACUUGCACCAGGCUGGCUGGUUUCCCUUCAGGCCAGAGCAGCAAAACCUCAGAGGAGGAGGAGGAGUUCCACAGGAGGAAGCAGAGAGACACCAGGACAUGCAGGAAAUGGAACGACUGAUGGACGAAGGAAUGGAGGACGAUGACAGUGGCGAGGAUGGAGGUGGAAGAGCGGAGGAUCAGGGCCGGGCGGCGGCUGCUGCUGCCGUCCGCGAGCCGAGUUUCAUUACAGUCGCGUGGUCCUUCAUCAGCACCUUCUUCACCUCACUGAUCCCCGAGGGACGACCCCACGCAGACAACUAGGUAGACCCCCUUGCUUCUAAAAAUAAUUCUUCUUCCUGCUACAGGAACCCCCCCCACCCCACAUCUUUACUGGCCAUAAAUAACCUAAACGCAUCUUCACACAAUCCCAUAUGGUCAAAUUGACCGAAGAGCCCGCCUAGCCUCCUGUCCUCAACCAAUGAAUGAAGUGUAAGAGCAGUUGCAGUGUGUUGCUGCAGUAAUGGAACCUUUGGUAAAGUCAUGUCAGUGCUGUGUUAAUGGAGUAAAAGCUUCAGCAGUGAAAGUUUUUGUUUUUGUUUCAUCGCUUGUGAAUUCAUUAAGACUUGGCGAUGACGAGAGACGCUAAAGGGAGUUGUCUUCCAUUUUGAGCUGUGAUAUGGUUAUGCUUGUGAAUAUUUUAUUUCAUUAUUUUUUUUUAAUAAUGGAUGUGACCCAGAAAUAAAAAGAAAAACAAAGAAAGGAAUUUCCCUAAAAUAAUAGGGAAACGUUUCCUUAACAAACCAUGGAAAACACAUCCUCAAAGACAUUUUCAUGUAUGCACACAGUGUGCAUAUAGACAUUGCAGCUACUGAAGCACAUUGUUUUCCCACUUUGUGUAUUUUAAAUAUCUAUUUACACAUGUAAGUAUAUGCAUCUUUAAUUCCUGAAUAUAUGCUUUUUUUGAAUAAAAAUCUUGCUGCAGUUUAA